Messenger RNA from Camelina sativa (false flax), 434 nucleotides. RefSeq names its product defensin-like protein 24. NCBI's taxonomy places the organism in Eukaryota, Viridiplantae, Streptophyta, Magnoliopsida, Brassicales, Brassicaceae. Gene Ontology annotation, cellular component: extracellular region. Gene Ontology annotation, biological process: defense response to fungus. The record is from RefSeq and is a predicted model, not a curated record.
UAAGCAAACAAUCUUAUAGAGUUGAAAAGAUAAAAAAAGAUGGCCUACUCAAAAAUCGUUAUUUUUGCCAUCCUAGCUCUGUCUCUUCUUCUACUUUCCGGUGCUGAAACAAUAAACGCUGUGAUGCGUCGCAGCAAAUUCAGGUGUUGCAAAAAUCAGGCAGAUUUUGGAACUUGUGAUACAAAAGAAGAUGAUCGGAGAUGCGAAAAGAUGUGUCUUCAUGGUUGUUCCGCUAACAAAGGUGGUGGCUGUCAACCUAUAGACGCUGCCCCUGGUUCUGUUUGUUCAUGUUACUGUUAAUUAUAUUCUUCUUCUCCUUGGCUUUAUUGAUUGAUAAAGAAACACUAUACUAUUUCUUUAUAUAUAGAUUCCAAACGUAAUAUGAAACUUUUAAACCAUCUCUCAAGUAAUAAGAACACACAAAAAAGAAAAAA